Myzus persicae (green peach aphid) is the source of this 2081-nucleotide messenger RNA. It is a transcript of the gene BuGZ, whose product is annotated as BUB3-interacting and GLEBS motif-containing protein ZNF207. The transcript has 11 exons. Gene Ontology annotation, molecular function: DNA binding. Gene Ontology annotation, cellular component: nucleus. Bases 677 to 2077 code for a protein of 466 amino acids. The record is from RefSeq and is a predicted model, not a curated record. NCBI's taxonomy places the organism in Eukaryota, Metazoa, Arthropoda, Insecta, Hemiptera, Aphididae.
CACCGUCGGUUCGUGUGUUUUUGAAAACACAUGUUCUGAAUCCGUGCCGACAACCACGAACGAACACAACUUUACUGUAGCGGGUGCUAGGUACUGGCGAACCGCAUAAGCGCAAACCUCACGACGACGCCAUGGAAGGAGGAGUCCUAGGACCCAUCUGAUCAAACGAUCGUUUCUCUCUUCCAUGACUCGUGCGGUGUUCGUGUGGGUGCAUGCGGCAAAGUUUUGACUUCGAUUUUUUUUCGUGUCGUAAUAUCGACGCUAUCCCGUCUACUACUGCUACCACUACUACUACCACUACUAUUUACUACUACUACUAUUACAGUACUACUACAAGUACUGCACGAAAAACGAGCACACUAGUCACUACGACUGCCCUGUUCCGUUCGUCAUGAUAAAAUAGAAUCGUAAAACGUAAAUCGGCAAAACAAACGGCCCUCAGACAGUGUAGAGUAGUGUACUGGUGUGCCAUUAUUAUCUUUUUCGUCGCGUUCCCUACGCCGUUCCGUCUGUUAACCAAUAUACGGGUGAUUGGACUAUUGAAGUGGAGCAAUCGUUCUAUCGCUGUUAUAACAAUUCCCGCGCGAUGACGGUUACGUGUUGAAAUAGCGUACGAUUUUCGUAGUACGCUUCCCGUGCCUCCGAGCAGCUGUUGUCCAGACACAACAACUAGAAUAUGGGUCGCAAAAAGAAGAAGCAGUCUAAGCCAUGGUGCUGGUAUUGUAAUCGUGAAUUUGAUGAUGAAAAAAUUUUAAUUCAACAUCAAAAAGCAAAACAUUUUAAAUGCCAUAUAUGUCAUAAAAAACUGUACACUGGUCCUGGUUUAUCGAUUCAUUGUAUGCAGGUACACAAAGAAACAAUAGACAAAGUGCCCAAUGCGCUUUCACAUCGCUCUAAUAUUGAAAUAGAAAUUUAUGGAAUGGAAGGAAUUCCAGAGGAAGAUAUGAAGGAACAUGAGCGACAAAAGUCUGGUAGCAAAGGUACUCGUUCGGAUAGUGAUGAUGACGCUGGGCCACCUGUAAAGAAGAAACCCGAGUAUUCAAAUCCAGCUGGUCCUUCCAUGAUGCCACCUUAUAAUCCUAUGAUGAAUCAUAUGCAAGCUAUGGGCCCUCCUUAUAUGGGACCAGGAAUGCCAAUGAUGGGUCCUUCUGUUUCUGUUGGCCCUAUGCCACCUGGUCAACCAGUGGGAAUGGCAAAUAAACCAUUAUUUCCCAGUGCUGCAGCAAUUGCUAGUAAUUCUGAUGUUCGUUCAAAUAGCACAAUGCUAUCUGGUGGUCCUGUCGGUGGCCUAAAUAAGUCAGCAUUUCCUGCUUACUCGGGGAAUGAUAAUGAUUCAAAAUCUAAAUCACUUAUUAGUUCUACUGGAACAUCUAGUAAAAUAAUUCAUCCAUCGGAAGAUAUUUCUUUAGAAGAACAUAAAGCUCGUUUUCCUAAGUAUGCUAUUCAUAUGGAUGUUCAAAAUCCAUUACCAUCAAACAUUACUGAGCAACAUCAGCUUGGUGCACCACUCAUGUCGCCUCAUGGUCAAGUGUCUCCUCAAACUCAACAAUUUCAACAACAACAACAUCAACAGCAGCAGCAAUUGCAACAGCAACAGCAACUUCAUCAGCAGCAACAACAACAGCAGCAGCAGCAACAACAACAGCAACAGCAGCAUCAGCAGCAGCAGCAGCAACAACAGCAGCAGCAGCAUCAUCACCAUCACCAACAUCAACAACACCAACAAGCAAUUCAAAAUGAGAUGGAACGACAAGUAGCUGCUAUGGCAGCAGUUAUGCAACAACAACAGCAGCAGCAGCAGCAGCAGCAACAGCGUUUUGCUACACCAGUUAUAUCAAUGCCUAAUAUGAUGCCCCAGCCUCCUACUGUUUUUAUGGCUCAGCAAAUGCCUACUCUUUUACGGCCUUCUUUAGGUGGUUUACCACCUCAUGCUAUGAGCAUGCUAAGGCCGCAAAUGCCUAUUCAUCCAGGUUUAAUGGUUAACCCACCGAUGGUCAAUCCUUAUGCCCCCGGCGGACCAAUGGGCUUCCCAGGCGCUCAAAUGUUAGCACCGAUGAUGCACCCUCGCUUCAGAUGAUCAG